AUGGAGGUACUCUGGGUUACCGUUUCGAUGUACCGCAUAAACUAUACAAUCAGUGCGUUCAAACUCACCUUUUAUCAUAAAAGAGCGUGCCAUAUGCUCAGCUGAGAAAACAGACGAAACGACGUUCAUGACAGACGAAAAUGGCUAUCAGCUGUCGACUUGUUGUUUAGCGUUUAAAUGUUUUCUGCUGAUUUUAUUGACUCUAUCAAAUGAUUCGACCGUCGUAACAAAAUGGAAGAGCGUUUAAGAAAGGACCUCAUUUUUCGUUGAUGAGAACAGCCCAGUCGAUCAGUUUACCCCACAGGGAAUCGCUGAAACAUCAGCCGUUCUUCUGGCAAUGGAAAAUAUCCCCGCGGCUUCUUUCUUCCCAUCCGAAAUGCCUGACCUUCCGAAUUUUGUUUUGGGUUAGUCGGUUUUCUUCCUGUGGCUGAUGCAAUCAAACCAACCCAUCGGAGUCAUCUGCAUCCGUCUGGUACCCAUGUUUAACUUGGCAUUUUUGUGCAAAAUUUGGGCUACUUUGGGAAAUUACAUCUUUUUGCCGGUAAUCCGGCCGGAAUUGAAGCAGCUAUUUAAGGACGGGAAACACAACGCCAGAUCUCAUCAGGAGCUACACAAAUCAACGACGAUGGAAUCCUUUUCGUGACGGUUUUGAGCAGUCAAAAUAUUGUCGGAUGAAGUUUCGUUGUCAGACUAGAAAACUAGCCCCCACCUCCACCGACGUCGUCGAUCUUUUUGGCCGCUUCGCCAAUUACCACGUACUCAAACUAUACCGAGUUCGAUCGCAGCAGGAGAAGGAAAUAAUUACUCACUGUCCCUCGAGUCCAGAUAAGUCUACCUCGAAUACACGACAGAAUGUCGUCAAGAAACGUCACCCGGACGACGAGCUUCUUAAUCAAAUGUUGGCUUCUGUGUAUAAAAGUCGGGAACUGGAUCAUUCUAGAUUCGUCUUUUAGUGAGCUCUUGUGGUGUCGACUCGAGCAAUCAAUUUUUAAAAAUGGAAGGUAAAGAAGGCGAGAAUUUACUCACUUGCAGAGUCUGUCAAAAAGAAUUCGAUGCGACAAAGCGAGUGCCGAAAUUCUUACCAUGUCUACACACAUUUUGUCUCGUGUGCUUAAACAAGAUGAAGACGCAAGGCGGAGCAACGAUAAAGAAGUGUCCAACUUGUCACAAAGUUUGCGAUGUGAGAGUCGCCGAAUUGCCCGUUAACGACUACGUUUUGUACAUAUUAACUAUGAAAUCCAAAAUGGAGGCUGAUGCCGUCAGAAUGCCCAGUCCAAGCAAAACGGGCCCGAGCUGGUGUUUACUAUGCGAUAUGAUGGCCAAACCCGAGUGCUACACCCAAGAUCACGGAUUACUUUACUUGACGUCGGGUACGAUGAAGAACGUGGAGCGACUGGUCAGCCUGAAAAACGAAUUUAGAAACAUCAAGAAGCAGCUGAUGAAGGCCAUUGAGGAACGCAAGAAGAUCAAAAUCCACUACACGGAACUGUUGGACGCCAUCCAUUCCAUCGAGAGUGAUAUCCAGAGCAAGUUGGAUGAAAAUGAAAAACCGCUGGCUGAUUGGACAACGCUGUCUGAGAAUAAUUUCCUGGUUGUCGAGCAACGCCAGGGAUCUCCUGUGCCCAACGGCACCGAAUCCAACCCGGGAUCGAUCGAUGCGGACGAUUUCUUUCAGCUCAUCACGUCCGUUGGUAGUUCCGGAAAGGAGAAAAUAACGCUGGAGACGUGGAAGAUGACGGUGGAGAAAACGUCUCAAAAAUACGACGAGAAAAUCGCCAAAAUCACAGCCGAAAAAACGGACAUUGAAGAGCAGAGGAAGAUGAGGAUCUCCGUCCGCAUGUGCGAUCCUUCCAAGAAAGACACGGCUCAACCCAUUGGUGAAAUUCUGUGCGAAGGUUUCGUGAUAGACGAGUUGGAGGGAAGCAAGAGCGUCACUGACAUUGAGAAGAAUUUCCUUUUGCUUUUAACUCACAUUGUAUUUACACUUCACAAGCAGAGAAAACCUGAUCGCUUUCUUUAAUGUGUACUAGAACAGUGACCGAUGAUAGAGGUCUUCAAUAAAAAUCACAAGUUAAGGAAAAAGAAUGUCGUUAACACAAAUUAAAGAA
This is a messenger RNA of Daphnia pulicaria, 2108 nucleotides long. RefSeq names its product tripartite motif-containing protein 59-like. The transcript is spliced from 6 exons. Gene Ontology annotation, biological process: protein ubiquitination. The coding region runs from base 995 to 2020 and encodes 341 amino acids. Gene Ontology annotation, molecular function: ubiquitin protein ligase activity. The record is from RefSeq and is a predicted model, not a curated record. Lineage: Eukaryota; Metazoa; Arthropoda; Branchiopoda; Diplostraca; Daphniidae.